Messenger RNA from Protopterus annectens (West African lungfish), 1054 nucleotides. It is a transcript of the gene LIN52, whose product is annotated as lin-52 DREAM MuvB core complex component. Lineage: Eukaryota; Metazoa; Chordata; Ceratodontiformes; Protopteridae. Bases 16 to 444 code for a protein of 142 amino acids. The record is from RefSeq and is a predicted model, not a curated record. Gene Ontology annotation, cellular component: DRM complex. The transcript has 6 exons. Gene Ontology annotation, biological process: regulation of DNA-templated transcription.
AACGUGCUGCACGUGAUGACGUACGACAAAAUGCCCUCCAGGACGAACAAAACUGUCAAAAAGUAUGUGAAUCACGUGACUGUAGCGCCGUCACCACGACUGAUGAUGUCUUCGUCCGUUGGGGGUGUAGAUCUGGAGACUUCAUUGUUGAGUUUUGAGAAGCUGGAUCGAGCUUCCCCUGACUUGUGGCCUGAGCAACUCCCUGGAGUUGCCGAGUUUGCUGCUUCAUUUAAAAGUCCAAUCACAGCAUCCCCACCAAAGUGGAUGGCAGAGCUGGAAACUGAUGACAUAGAUAUGUUAAAAGAGCUUGGAAGUCUCACUACAGCUAACUUGAUGGAGAAGGUUCGAGGACUACAGAACCUUGCUUAUCAGUUGGGAUUAGAUGAGUCCAGAGAAAUGACUCGAGGGAAGUUCCUUAAUAUCCUAGAAAAACCCAAGAAGUAGCUUUGGCAUCAUACAACCAGCUUUGCAUGGAUGGACAUACUUGCUUUGGACUAUGAGAAACUGGUCAUUCGAAAGUGCCAGUUGCUUUUGACCAGUUUGUCAGCAUAUAGCAGCUCCAGAAACGCUCAACAAUAUGUUCGCAAGUUCAUGUCUUUGAUAUUUGUCUCUAUUUCCACCACAAAACCAAAGUGUUAUUUCCAGAUUUAUUUUUCCUCCUUUGUCUUUGUAUUUAGUUUUAUUUAAAAUAUAUUUUAAAAUUGUGCAGCUUGAAGUGAUGUUUUUAUCAUUCUUCUUAAUGUGCAGCUCCUUAAAGAGUGUGUGCAUAACAUUAAUAGUAGAAAACAUUUCAAAUCUACAGCAUGUACAACAGUGCUGAAGGUUGAAACAAUACUUGGUUUGUUUCUUCUAUUAUUUAACAGUGGAUUUUGCAUUUGAAUAAAUAUAAGUCGACAGCCUGAUUAUAAUAGAUUUAAACUUCAGAAAGAUGCAUUGCUGAAGAUUUUCUGUUUCUACUGUUGUAUUUGUCCAGAUUUUAAUUUACAAAAUUGCAUAAUGCUGUGUGGGGGCAACUAACCUAGCAGCAAUAAAACAGUUAUUCUUGUAAAAAUCA